AUGAGUAAAGAGCCGACCCUUGCCUGCGACAAUUGCUUCCUCUCCAGUAUUGCGUUGCGCAUCCAACAACCCCUUGCGUCUGACGAGCUGAUGGCAUCGAAGUUUUCAUCUUUGACAUCGUCUUGCGGCAGCACUACAAUAGCCGUCACAACACCAGCAGAAACCACCUGGGCUAUUCCCCCAACCUCAGAACCUACAUCGACUCCCGAGUGCGUGGGAACGACGUACACCUUGCAGUCUGGCGACACUUGCUUGAGUGUUUCCAAGAGCCGCGGUGUCAGCACUUCACAGCUUCUGGCCGCCAACCAUCUUCCGGCGUUCUGUUCCAACUUCCCCAGUUCCGGAACGAUCUGUAUUCCCGACAGCAUUUCGUGCAAGCCGUACGAGAUGGUCAAGGGUGAUAAAUGCCGGGACGUCGCGUCGAAGAACGGCAUCAGCUGGACGCAGGUCGUGACCUGGAACCCUGAACUCGGCGAAGCGUGUGAAUACAUCGACAACUUUGCGUCCAGAGGCUACGUUCUCUGCGCCUCGAAUCCCGGUGGUUCUUGGGUGCACCCGUUCCCCGAGGACGAGGUCGACAUGCCUUCACCCAAAACAACUGCGAUCCACCCCACGCCGACUGUGGAAUUUGAGAGCUUUGAAGCUAUGCCGAGCCCAACGCGCGCAGAUUUGCUUCCUAACUUGGGCGUACUGAAGCCACUAGCCAACGGAACACGCAAGGACUGCGCAAACUACGCAGAGGCGCCGAUCGAGUUGAACGCUACGAUCACGUACGACUGCCAAGAAGUUGCCGCAAUCUACGAUGUCAGCGUGGAUGAACUCAAGGAGUGGAACCCAGACCUCGCCGUCACCCCCGGCCUCGAGAGCAGCUGCGAGCUCCAGGGCGGAUACCGCUACUGCGUGUCGCCCAAUGAGCGACGAUGGCCAGAUAUGACCGAGUACUGCGUCCGGGAGACCAUCGCCGAGCCCGGAUGGAGUUGCGCGGACUACGCGUUCUGGUAUGGGGUCAAUGUGACACACCUCAACGAGUGGAAUCCAAGUAUCGGAGGAGAAUGCGAGAACUUCCACACAGCUGGCGUCGAUCCUUGUGACCAGUUCGUGAACAACAUCAAGAUUCCAAAGGCGCGCUUCGUGGCAUGGAACCCCUCGGUAGGAUCGGAUUGCUCUGGUGUCGUCAAGAACUACGACUACUGUGUUGCUAUUCCGACUUGGCAGCCGCCGGCGUAA
Molecule: messenger RNA, 1227 nt
Organism: Colletotrichum higginsianum IMI 349063
Lineage: Eukaryota; Fungi; Ascomycota; Sordariomycetes; Glomerellales; Glomerellaceae
Product: LysM domain-containing protein
Exons: 5
Coding region: 1-1227 (408 amino acids)
Source: RefSeq, a predicted model, not a curated record